AAGAAGUUGAGAAAACUCGGUACAUCUGUCUCGUCUCACAUUACUGUUUCGACUUGUGUGCACGUUCGACGUCUCUCAUUCACAAGCUGCCGAUGAGAUUCAUCUUCUCGACGUGUCUGGCGCUGCUAUGCGUCGCAAACCUCGCCAUUUCGGCGCCCGUCGUUCCGGCGUCGAGUGAGGUCUCCGAUCAGGAGAAGGAUGCAGCAGCAAGCCGUCACAGUCGCGAAAUGGAUGAGCUUGAGAGGGAAAUAGAACAAGCCGAAUUAGAAAGCAAUGCUGUAUUUCAAACAGAAACGAAUGAGAUGGAACAAGAGUUAGAAAAGGAAGCAGCAGAAGAAGCAGAAGAAGAAGAAGCAGAAGCAGAAGCAGAAGAGGAAGAAGAAGAAGCAGAAGCAGCAGCAGAGGAAGAAGAAGAAAAGGAAGCAGAAGAGGAAGCAGAGCAGGAGGAGGCAGAAGAGGAAGCAGAGGAGGAAGCAGAAUUGGCAGAAGAGGAAGCAGAGGAGGAAGCAGAAUUGGCAGAAGAGGAAGCAGAGGAAGCAACAGAGGAAACAGAGGAAGCAACAGAGGAACCAGAAUUAGCGGAAGAUGAAGCAGAAUUAGCGCAAGAGGAAGCAGAAUUAGCAGAAGAGGAGGCAGAAGAGGAAGCAGAGGAGGAAGCAGAAUUGGCAGAGGAGGAAGCAGAGGAAGCAGAGGAAGCAACAGAGGAAACAGAGGAAGCAACAGAGGAACCAGAAUUAGCGGAAGAGGAAGCAGAAUUAGCAGAAGAGGAGGCAGAAGAGGAAGCAGAGGAGGAAGCAGAAUUGGCAGAAGAGGAAGCAGAGGAGGAAGCAGAGGAAGCAACAGAGGAACCAGAAUUAGCGGAAGAGGAAGCAGAAUUAGCAGAAGAGGAGGCAGAGGAGGAAGCAGAAUUGGAAGAAGAGGAAGCGGAAGAGGAAGCAGAAUUAGCAGAAGAGGAAGCAGAAGUAGCAGAAGAAGAAGCAGAGGAAACAACAGAGGAAACAGAAUUAGCGGAAGAGGAAGCAGAAUUAGCAGAAGAGGAAGCAGAGGAAGCAACAGAGGAAACAGAAUUAGCAGAAGAGGAAGCAGAGGAAGCAGAGGAAGCAGAAUUAACAGAAAAGGCAGCUGCAGCUGAGGAGGCUAAAGCAGCAGCAGAGGAAGCAAAAGAAGCAGCAGAAGUGGCAAAACAAGCAGCAGAAGAAGCAGAAGCAGCAGCAGAGGAAGCAAAAGCGGCAGCAGAGGAAGCAGGAGGUGAAAACACACCAGUCGAAUCAGAUAUAGAUGAAGGUGAGAUUAAAGAUAUAUUUGAAGCUGAAGCAGUUGCAGGAGAGAGUAUGCCUGAAAGUGAAGACAUGGAAUUGAAUAAAAAUAUUGAAGAAAUAGAAACUGCAUUAGAAGAACUCGAACAGACUGAAUCAAAACAAGAGAUGAAAAAUGAAAUGGAACAAGAGAUGGAAGGAGAGGAGAGUAAGUCAGAGGAAGAAGAUGAAACAGCUGAGAAGGAGGUAUUUGUUAAGAAUGAGAUUGAGAAGCUUGUGACAGAGAUGGAGAAGGGAGAGAUUACACCAGAGGAGGAACAAGAAGCAGUGAUAGAGACUGCGGCUGCUGUAGCGGAUACUGAAGCUGAAGCCGAGCUUCUGGAGGAAGAGAUAGAGGAGAGCGUUAGGAUGGGAGUGAAAGAUGGGGAGACUCCACCAGGUGAAGGCAAAUCCAAGAAAGCAGCAUUGAGUUUUUUUGAUUAGUUGGCUGGUGUGCCCUAAUUGGCAGGCUUUUGGUUUCAGGAAGAGCAGCAGUUCGAGUGUGUCAAGACAUUGUUUUGUCAUUAGAAUAGAAAGUAGUUUUAGCUAAGUGUUGAGAGUUUUAAGCGUGAUUAUGAUAGACUUUAUGAAAUUCUGAUUAACUUAGAGCGUGUUGAAGUAAGUUGUGUUGAAGGUACGCAAGCCUCUCUACUAUCUAUGGCUUUCUA
Molecule: messenger RNA, 1963 nt
Organism: Corticium candelabrum
Lineage: Eukaryota; Metazoa; Porifera; Homoscleromorpha; Homosclerophorida; Plakinidae
Exons: 7
Coding region: 93-1739 (548 amino acids)
Source: RefSeq, a predicted model, not a curated record